GUCGUGUAGACUCCCCAUGGAUCUUGACGCAUCGAGGAUUGUAUAAAAUCCAGUGAAAUCCUUCAGGAUCUGCAGAAUCAAACCAUGGAUAGAAUCGUUCUUGUGUCUUGUGUUGUGAUCCUCAUCGGCAACUUUUGUUUUGAGUUGAUACUCGCUAGUCAAAGGUUCGAUGGAUCGGUAGAAACUAAAAUGAAAGAAGAGGAGGAAAGUAAAAUGUCUCCAGCAUGGUUUAGUCCACGAUUGGGAAGAAGAAAACGAAAUUCAAAAGAAGAGACUUAUAGAUCAAGUGAACAAGAAUUAGCAGAUUUACUGGAGGCUUUUGAGGACUCACCCCUUGCCUUUAUAGCAGUAAACGGCAACGAAAAGUUCAUCUGCAAAAAUAUACCCGGCUUCGUAAAGAGUAUUUAUGCCUUGUCAGGUCAUCAGUGGAGGUUCACUUGA
Messenger RNA from Leptinotarsa decemlineata (Colorado potato beetle), 441 nucleotides. RefSeq lists its product as uncharacterized. NCBI's taxonomy places the organism in Eukaryota, Metazoa, Arthropoda, Insecta, Coleoptera, Chrysomelidae. The record is from RefSeq and is a predicted model, not a curated record.